Gryllus bimaculatus (two-spotted cricket) is the source of this 2402-nucleotide messenger RNA. The record is from the annotation of a GenBank genome assembly. NCBI's taxonomy places the organism in Eukaryota, Metazoa, Arthropoda, Insecta, Orthoptera, Gryllidae.
AUGUCCCGCAUCCUCCAACCUGUUCCACAUCCACAGCCUGCGUCCUCCCGCGCCGCGAGCCUCGCUGACCGCGCUGGCCGUUUCGUGUCCUCAGCGGCGCGCAUCCUGCAGUCGCUGGACCGCAGCGCGCAGCCCUGCGAGGACUUCUACCAGUUCGCGUGCGGCGGCUGGAUCCGGCGCAACCCGGUGCCCGAGUCGCAGUCCUCGUGGGACCAGUUCCGCGUGCUGCGCGGCGACCUGCUGGUGCAGCUGCGCGAGCUCCUGGAGGCGAAAGGCUCCGACGAUGAUCUGCAGCCCGUGAAACAAGCGCGCGCUCUAUACCGCACCUGCAUGGACACAGAGCGGCUGGAGCAGAUGGGCGUGCGGCCGAUGGUGGGCGUGCUGCGGCAGCUGGGCGUGGGCGAAGCGCCGCCCCCGCCGGGCGAAGCCUCGCGCGCCCGCCCCGCGCCCUUCGACUGGGUGCACGCGCUGGGCAGCGCGCACCGCGUGCUGGGCCUCAACGUGCUCUUCGGCUUCUGGGUGGACCAAAUCCCGCCCGGCAUCAGCGAGCGCUACCUGCUGCAGCCCGAGCGCUUCGAGACGGAGCUGCGCGAGUACCGGCGCUACGUGCGCGACAUGAUCGCUUCGUACGCGCGCCACCAGGGGCGCGACGCGCGCCGCCGCCGCCACCACUUCCCGUCGUCCGACGCGGCCGACGACCGCGACGAAGACGACCGCUACGAGGAGGACGAGGACGAGGACGACGACGUGCACGGGCCCGGGCCCGUCCUCAGCGCGCUGCGCGGCGACGCCGGCGGCAUUAUGACGACGGCGGAGCAGCGGCGCGACACAAGGCGCGUCUUCCACGAAAUGUCAGUGCGCGACCUGCAGAAGCUGAUGACGGUGCCGCAGCCAGGAGCGCUCAUGCCGAUGAAUUGGACACGCUACUUGGAGACGGUUUUUAGCAACACCAACGUGACGUUGGAUUUCAACAAGGACAUAGUUGUCGUUAUGGACAGUACCUACUUGGAGAAAUUAGCUGGACUCUUAGCCAACACGGAUCAGGCGACGCUGGGUGAGCUCUAACGAUUCAUCUGGUGGAACGUGUUCUCCACGCUGGCACCACUCACCCUGCAGUCAUUCCGCGACCUGGCCUUCCGGUUUAGCCAGCGAGUGUUCGGGCUAACUCAGAAAACGGCGAGAUGGCAAGGCUGCACUGGCAAUGUGAAUUCCAACUUUGGAAUGGCUGUCAGCUAUCUGUACGUGCAGAAACAUUUCAACAACCAAUCCAAAGCCAAAGUCCAGGUGAAGGAGGGAAAGCUCUUCGAAACCUAUUUGCUGCUCUCAGAGAGAUCAAUCAAGAAAACAUUAGAGGAUCUCCGACGAUCUCCUGAUUACAACAGAUGGGUAACACCUGCAACUGCAGUUAAUGCCUUCUAUUCUCCAGUCUUAAACUCCGUCACUUUCCCAGCCGGCAUAUUACAACCUCCCUUCUAUGGACUAGGGUUGGAAGCCCUGAACUACGGAGCCAUCGGUGCCAUAAUGGGACACGAACUCACUCAUGGAUUUGACGAUCAAGGACGCCGAUAUGACAAGUAUGGCAAUUUAAAACAGUGGUGGACAGAAUCUACUUUACAAGAAUAUGAGAAACGUGUUCAGUGUAUUGUUGAACAGUACAACAAAUAUGAAGUGCCACAAAUUGGUGAAAAUUUUACGGUCAACGGUGUAAAUACACAAGGAGAAAACAUAGCUGACAAUGGAGGUCUGCGUGAAGCACUCCGAGCGUACAGGAAAUUCCGAACGAGGCAAUCAGACCCGGAGCAGCUCUUACCUGGGCUGACGGAGUACUCUCCGGAGCAACUCUUUUUCCUUGGAUUUGCUCACAUGUGGUGCGGAAAUUCAACCCGAGGUGCAAUGCGAUCUCGAGUGGUGGAAGGUGUUCACAGCCCCAACAGGUUCAGAGUGAUCGGCACACUCUCAAAUUCUGAGGAAUUUGCGAAGUCUUGGGGCUGCCGGAAAGGCAGUCAAAUGAAUCCUCAACACAAAUGCAUCUUGUGGUGAUACGCCUUUCUGUGAUAUACUUAUUCACCAGUGAAAAAUACAGAACUUUGUAUCUAUACGAUAAACAUUUCAGGGGUGUGAAUUUGCCAUGGUCAUUUUUUGAGGAAAAUGACGUUCGAUCAUUUGAUGUGUUCCGUAAAUUAUGUGAGUAUAGAACUGUGAUAUUCAAUAAUGAGACACAAAUUGCGAAAAUGUGAAAGCAAUAAACCAGAGUGCCUGAGUUGGUGCUUAAGUGUGACUUUGUAUUUUUAUGUGAAAAGAUUGUAGAUAUUACAUAUUACACAUUAUUUUAAUCGAAAGUUAAAAUAUUUAUUUUAUUGUUAUUAACUUGUACCUUUCAUUGUUGAAAAAAUAUUAAAAAC